Molecule: messenger RNA, 1628 nt
Organism: Cyprinus carpio (common carp)
Lineage: Eukaryota; Metazoa; Chordata; Actinopteri; Cypriniformes; Cyprinidae
Molecular function (GO): monoatomic cation channel activity
Source: RefSeq, a predicted model, not a curated record
CUCGCAUCAGCGACCUUCUGCAAAUGUGUGGGAGGAAUUUGGCCAGCUCUCCUCUAACUUUCAGGUGUUGUUAGUAUGGGAAGUCGACAACAAUGGCUCACGAGACUGAAGAAUGAGCUGAGCAACAGUCCUCUGGUGUCCAACGUGGCUUUCGGCUUCAUCCUGAUGGGACUGGAGAAGCUGGUGGAGCUGGAGUUUGAGUGUCCGUGCAAUCCGGCCUGGAACGGGCUGUUUUCCUCCGCAUUCUUCAUCAUUCCCGCCAUCAUGGCCUUCGCGCUCAUGAUGAUCUUUCAGGGAUGCAGGUGUGGCGUCUGGUGCAGGAGGACCGUGUCCCUGUCCAGCUUCGUUCCCGCCGUGGUCUGGCUGAUCCUGCUCUUUCUGGACGGUCAGUAUUUUGCCUGUGCGAUGACAGACUGGCACGGCAGGUUCGUGAUCGUGGACAAAGCCGCUCCGCAGAAAUGGUGCGAACCCAUUCAAGAGGAGAGCGCCAGUCCUCAGGAACUCAUGCUGCGCUCACAGCGACUGUUUGUGGAGUCUCAGGUGAUCGGCAUAGUGCUGCUCAUUUUUAUCUGUUUGGGACUGGUCGUGUAUGUGAUCAGAGAAAGCUGCCAGCAGGAGCUGGAGACUCAAGAUGCCAAUGUGGCGGAGAUGACGCUCUACAGCUCCAGCUGAUAGACACCCUUCCUCAUCCGAGUGCAGAAAAACACCAGUCACUCUUUACAUUACAGUGUUCAUGUAUUACUGCAAUGAAUAACACACAAGAAUGAGAAAGUACUUACAGGGAUAUCGUGUCUUUCAAAAAUGAAGAUGCAGUCAUCAUUUACUCAUGCUCAUAAUGUUACUUGCAUGAUUUUCCUUCGUCUGUGGAAGAAAAAAGGACAAAUCCUUAAACCUGCUCUGAUCGCUCUUUUCAAAUCAAUUGAAAAUGUUAACAGAAGGUGAAAAUAGUCAGUGAAUAAUGACUUCAGUGUAGUCAUCAAAGACAGGUAUUGUAAAACUUUAAAUAUAGCAUUUUUGGAUUUUUUUUUUUUUCGUUAAAUGUUCCGUUCAUUGUAAUUGCAUGGAAAAGAGCAAACGCCGUUAUUAUCCCCAUGGCAGAAAUAGUAACACAGCUUUAAGAUCAACAAGAGGGUGGGUCAAUAUGGUAUAAUAAAAAUUUAUUUUGGGGGGAACUAACACUUCAUAGAAUUAUUUCAGGUUAAGUUAAAGUCUAUUGACAGCAUUUCUGAUCGAUUAACACAGAAAGUAAUUUUGUCUCAUAUUUGCAUUUACACCAGAGGGUGAUAAAAUCACUUACUAAACUUGUCUGUGUAAAGUUAUUUACAACAUUUCAAUUCCUGUCAUGACCAUGAAUAGCCAGUAAACACUACAGCUCACAUUUAGGAAACACAUUUUCAUACAGAAGAAAUAAUACAUGUAUUUUAAAAAACUUUUCAAAAAUUGUUCUUUUUUUUUUUUGCAUUGAGAAAUUAUGGCAAUGUACUGAAAUGCAAAAACUAUAUUCUACAUAUUUUUUAAAUGUAUAAGAAAAUAAUGUACUACAGUGCAUCAAAAAUUCCACAUCCUAUAAAAUUUUAAUGUAUAAAAAAACUUCAUUCUAAAAUGUUUUUAAUUAUAGCCAUAUAAAU